UCCUGAGUCGGUCACCGCGCAUGCCCCUGGGCAGCAGAAAGGGGGCGGGGCCAGGAGGCGUGUGCGUGUGUGUGUCUCAGACAGUGACGGGAGUCUGCUGGAUAUAACGGUUCUUACAGACUCAGUCUCUUCAGGCUGGAACUGUGACACAUUAAAGGGUUAAAGGCUGUAUAUAUUAAUGCAGAUGUGAAGCUGGUCCUGGUUGUGGUGCUGGUCCUGGUUCUGGUUCUGGACUAGAGAGAGUCCUGUUCCCUCCAUGAAGCGCUGCGAUGCCCUCUGAUUUCAUCUCCCUCCUCAGCUCCGACCUGGACCUCAACUCACCCAAAUCACUCUACUCCAAAGAGUCGGUAUAUGACCUCCUCCCCAAAGAGCUCCAGCUCCAGCCGUCGUCCACCCAGACAGACCCGGCCGCCAUGAGCCAGAAGAGCGGGGGAGAGGCGGGACCUCCCCCCUCGGCAGCCUUGGCCUCAGAUGCCACCUCUUCCACCUCCAGCCCCUCUGCCUCUUCCUCGUUGGCCAUGGGAGUCCCAUCAGCUGGCUCCUCUACCUCAUCCUCAGACCAUCUCAAGGUUCCCCAGCAUCUCCACUCCACCGGAGGGGAUGGAGCUGGAGCUUCAGAGAUUCAAGGUAUGGAGGGUGCCGUGUCUGCCCCCAGUAGAGGAAACAGUGGAGCAAACAGCGCAACGGCAGACGUAGGGUCAGGAGCGAUGUCGGGGCUGGGAGUCCAGCAGCCUCAGAACACCCCAUCCAAACGGAGGCCCGUGUUGAGCAUCUCCCCGCCGCCCGAGGACCUGUUCGACGACAGCCAGAUGUCUUGCCAAGAGGAGCCUGCCGCAUCGGCUCCGACGGGUCCAGACUCGGAGCACAGCAGCAGCAUGUGGGCCGACGACUCCGUGUCUAACUUCAGCUUGGUCAGCUCCGUCUCCUACAACGACAACACGGAGGUGCCGCGCAAGUCCAGGAAGCGCACGCCUCGCCAACGGCCAGGGCCCAAGCCCGCUCCCCCGGAGGACAGCAUGGAUGUGUUUGAUGCUGACAGCGCCAAGGCCCCUCACUUUGUCCUUUCCCAGCUGGGCACAGACAAGACCAGUUCCAUAGCCAGCUCUCUGGAGUCAGGAACUGCAGUGAAGGGGGGGUCACUGUCUACUCAGUUCCCCCAGAGGAGUGAUGGGAAAGAGCUGAAGAUCCUGGUGCAGCCGGAGACCCAACACAGAGCUCGCUAUCUGACCGAGGGCAGCAGAGGUUCUGUCAAAGACCGCACGCAGCAGGGAUUCCCCACCGUCAAGCUGGAAGGCGUGAAUGAACCCGUUGUGCUGCAGGUGUUUGUAGCGAACGAUGCCGGCAGAGUGAAGCCUCACGGUUUUUACCAGGCGUGCAGAGUGACGGGACGCAACACCACCGCCUGCAAGGAGGUGGACAUAGAGGGCACCACUGUCAUCGAGAUCCCUCUGGAGCCCAGCAACGACAUGACACUGGCGGUGGACCGUGUAGGGAUCUUGAAGCUGCGUAAUGCAGAUGUGGAGGCUCGUAUCGGUGUGGCCGGGUCCAAGAAGAAGAGCACGCGGGCCAGGUUGGCCUUCAGAGUCAACAUCCCCCAACCUGAUGGAUCAGUCCUCACUCUACAAGUGACCUCAUCACCCAUCCUCUGCACCCAGCCAGCGGGGGUGCCAGAGAUCCUGAAGAAGAGUCUUCACAGCUGCUCAGUGAGAGGAGAAGAGGAGGUUUUUAUCAUCGGGAAGAACUUCCUCAAAGGAACCAAAGUGAUUUUCCAGGAGAACAUUGCAGAUGAUAAUUCCUGGCAAGCUGAGGCAAAGAUCGACAUGGACCUUUUCCAUCAGAACCAUUUGAUAGUGACAGUCCCUCCGUUCCACAACCAGUCAGUCACUUCUCCCGUUUCUGUGGGAAUCUUUGUGAUGACCAACGCUGGUAGAUCACAUGACGCCCAGCCCUUCACCUACACUCCAGACUCAGCCGAGAACUCAAACGUCCGGACAGUAAAGACAGAGGGACCCUCUCUGGUUAAGACGUGUGUGUUUGAUGGCCAGAUCAAAUCUCUAUCUUCUGAGCAACCCGACAGCUCUGCUCCGCCUUCCAAACGGCAAGAGGACACGCCGAUGGAAGUGUCGAGCAAUCCCCCGCCCACAGACGUCUUUAAGCCAUCCCCCGACCCUCUGGUGGCGGUGCAGCAGACGCUGGAGCUCAGCUCUAGUCCUCAUCCGGGUGGAGAGUCCUUUCAGAGCCCAAUGCCCCUCCAGCCUGAAGAUGUGGAGCUUCCCCAGGCGCCCCCUGUCUUCCCUAGCCUAGAGUCUCUCAGCACCAUACAGAAGCAGGACAUUGCCCCCACAUCCUCCUUCCCGGUGCCGGGUGACACUACCAUCCCCCCUGUGACCGCAGAAGUCCCUCAGCAGUUCCUCCGAGACCCUCAGGACAGCAUCCCUCCUGAGAGCUCCAGUAACAGUGGAGGGGUGGUAGUGGUGGCCAUGCCCCAGAUAGCGUCUCCCUCUCAGCCCCAGACACAACAGACACAGGUCUCCCUGUUCCCCCAGGAAGGGGUGGCCCAGCUGGAGAGGGCAGUGAGGGAGCUCCAGGCCGGAGGGAACACCACGCUCCAGCAGGUGUUGGAGGCGGCCGUAGUCCAGCAGCAGCUGAACUCGGUGCUGUACAGCCCCAGCCCCUCUGCAGACUCCCUCCAGCAGCACGUCCAGGAGAACAUGAACAGCCUUCGACUGGGAACCACAGACAACUCGCUAUCGGCACAGCUACAGAUACAACAGCAACAACAGAUACAGCAGAUACAACAGCAACAACAGAUACAACAGCAACAACAGAUACAGCAACAGCAGAUACAGCAGCAACAGCAGCAACAGCAGCAACAGCAGAUGCAGCAUCAACAGAUACAUCAGCAACAGCACAUACAGCAACAUCAGAUACAACAGCAACAACAGAUGCAGCAGCAACAACAACAGAUGCAGCAGCAACAACAGAUACAGCAACAGUUUCAACAGCAGCAACAACUGCAGCAACAGCAAAUCCUUGGUAACCUUCAGCAACAACAACAGCAGCAGGUUCUUGGCAACAUGCAGAUCCAACAACAACUUAUAUUACAGCCACAAGACCAGCAGCAGUUGCAGCAGCAGCAAAUUAUGGCCAAUAUUCAACAGCAACAACAACAGCAACAAGUCCUCAACAACAUCCAACUUCAGGAUCAGCAACAACAAAAUCAAAUACUGACCAACUUACAACAACAUCAGCUACAACAGCAGCAGCAACAACAGCAGCAAAAUCAAGCGUUGAGCAACCUGCAGCAGCAACAACAACAACUGCAAGAGCAGGAGGUGUUGGAGACUCUACAGCAGCACCUUCAGAACGAGUUGCUUCAGCCCCAGAUCCACUCGUCCCCUCAAGGACAGCAGCCGGUGUCCCUCCUUCAACAGGCUGGAGAGCUGCUCACCAUUCAGACCAGCUUCCCAACACCGCCUCCGUCCCACACAUCUCCUCCACAACAGCUCUUUCAAUCGCCCAGGCCCCUGGCUGAGACCCAGGGCUCCCCACAGCAGGUCCAGGCCGCCCUGCUCCAGAACACGCUGACUGUUCUGACUAGUGGCGGUCUCAACUCCGAGCAGCAGCCUACGGGGUCGACCCUAUACCUGUCCCCAAACCCUCAGCCCCAACAGCAGCAGCAGCAGCAGCUGGCUUUCAUCUCCUCCAUGGAGACAUCCAACAGCCAGCCCCAGUCCGUCGCCAUGUUUCAGAACCAACCCCAAGCUCAGCUCUCCCAACUGCAGCAGCAGAGCACCCCCAUGGAGCAGCAGCAGUCCCCCCAGCAGAACCAACAGCAGCCGCCACAGCUCCCCAUGGGCCAGCAGGGCUCCUUGUUCCAAAGUAUCCCCAACCACUCCCAGGGGAGCCCUGUCCCCCAGAACCAGCUCUCCCAACCGCAGCAGACAGGCCUCCUCCUCUGCACCACCGAUCUGAACCCCCAGGCUAUUCCCCCAACGAUUCUCUUCAGCACUCAGACCCAAGGCCCGUCCCCUAUCGGGAGCAUCGGUGUUGGAAUCCCCCAGCCAGACCCAGCAGAGCCCAUGUCCUUCCAAGACCAGAGCUCCUCCGGCAGCAACUCCACCUCCGCCGAGAACCAACAGCAGAGCCUGUUCCAGGAACAGCAGCCGAUGCAGGUGGGCCCGAGUUCCAGCAGCGUCCCGAGCAGUCAACCCGUGGAGCUGUUCUUACCACAGACGUCUCUGUCCAGCCUGCAGAGCACCAUCGGCUCACAGGAGCUGAGCAACCAGGCUCCAGCCCCCGGCACCACCAUCUUUGUGGUGCAGGGUGGCGUGGGUGUGGUGGCCAACCCUGGCCAGCAGCCCCCGGAGCAGCUCUUCCAGACCACCGUGGGGGGGAAUGUGGCUCCACAAGGACAGGCCAACCUGUUUGUGUUCGGCAUCCAGAACGACUCGCCCCAGCUGCUCAACUCCUCUGGACCCGCCCUGCCAGCUCAGGGCCAGCCCCAGAACUCCAGUCACAUGCAGCCUCUGCUGGACCAGCCCAUGGCCCAGGCUGCCUCCACCAUGCCGGCCGCCAUGCACGGCAGCUUACAGAACACCCUUCAGGCACAGAUGCAGUCCAGCUUAGAGAACGCUCUGCAGACCAGCCUGCAGAACGCCAUGCAGACAAACACGCAGACCGCUCUGCAGUCCAGUUUGCAGGCCACCAUAGAAACGAGCCUGCCGACUCCAAUGCAGACCAAUCUGCAGACGCAGAUGCAGAACAGCUUACAGAACCAGCUGCAGGCAUCCAUAUCUGCAUCUUCCAACAUGGAUAAGAUAGAGGACAUACUGGAGAGCCUCCAGAAGCAGUGAUGGAUGGGCACCGAGCGGAGUGAGGGAUAUGUAGCCCAGCGUUAUACAUCCUUACAUCCACAAACACAACGUGGUGUUUGGUGACACAAAACUUAGAAUAUUUUAAAUAUUUAAGAAUUAAAUGCCCCUUUUACCUAAAACCCAAAUUAUGAGCUCUUGUAACUCCUUGUUUUUAUGGAAUAUUUAUAAGUAAUUAUAGCCUUCAUACAUCCAUCGUCCUUGAAUCGAAGAAUCCGCCUUUGUUAUUACCCCUCUUGCAGGAUCAGAGAGGCCUGUAAUAACCCUUUUACCCAUCACUCUCACUAAUGCAGUGUUUUGUUCUUAGAGUGUUUUAAUAAUGUGAGCCUAAGAGAUGAUGAUGAUGAUGAUGAUGAUGAUGAUGAAAACCUGCCAGGUUUGGUAAAACAACUGGAAAGGGAUAAAGAAUGUGAGCGCCGGGGGAACAGUGAUGUGAUGGAGAGGAGUCUGUAAGAGCAGGCAGAGGAGAUCAGACAGACGGCCGUGGAGGGAAUAUCAGAUAGAGGCUGAAUCUCAUGUUGUGAGUGUGUAAACUCAACGCCCCCCCCCCCUCUGAGAGGCUGUGAGAGGAGGUUUGGUCUAUUCAUGUGGAGAUGGGGAGAUUACCUGGCAUAAGAACGAGGAUGGAAUAAUGUCACCUCUCAGUUUGAACUCUAGUCAUGGAGAAUGUCACACAGAUCUACUCUAAGAGUAAAGAUUAUUAAAUGAAGUACAUUUGUAGAAUGUUUUUCCUCCAUCAUAUUGCUGCAGUUUGCACCUGAGCAGACUAUCAGGAGGAGGAGUGUUUAAACACCACGGUGUGUAUCAGUACGUAGAGGAGGGACUGUUAAACACUCACAGAUGAGAUUCCGGUGACUAUAAUGUGACUUGCCUUUGGUUGUGUCUCCUCCCAGCAGUGUUUUCAUACGUUCAGACUUUGCAGAAGCUUCCUUGGUGAAGCUGAAGAAGCGUUGGACUAUGUAGUGUGUUUAGUUUUGAAGAAGUAGGUAACCUUUUACCAGUUUAAUGUGGAUAGAAAGAAACUUUCCACUCGUGAAAACGGAGUGUUGUGUGGUUUUAUAAACGUUUUAUCUCAAGCACUUUAUAACCUCUAGCUAAUCCUUCUAUCCGUCCACAGCUCUCUACUGACCCAGCUCUAUUUAUACGUCCGGUUCUAAAAACUAAAGAAGAAACAGAAACACACAGCAGUAGUCUUUGUAAAGGUAAAUCCAUCCUCAUGUCUGGAUACUCUGGAGGUCUACUCACUGUUGAAGUCCUCUUUGUAUUCAGUCUCAGUGGUCCGGUCAGCUGUGUCUCAACAAGCAGCCCUUCUCAGUGUCCGAGCGGUCCGGAGAAUCUGGACUCCUUUAGGUUGUGAAGGAUUCUAUUCAGCGUAUUUCUAUGUAUACUAGUUCCUGUCACUUGAGACUGUUUGACCUUGUGUUGUGUUAGAUAUUUAAGUUUUGGUCUCAGUGUUGGUACCGUGUGCAGGCCGGCGCCGUGUGAAGUUGGCAUCCAGUAGCCGUCCCUGGUGUUGUGAACAGGGGCUCGCUGGGAAAUGAAGUCUCUGUUGCAUAGAGGCAGCCAUUCUGGUUCUAUCUAUGGUUCUAUCUAUGGAUCUAUCUAUGGAUCUAUCUAUGGUUCUAUCCAUGGUUCUAUCUAUGGUUCCAUCUAUGGAUCUAUCUAUGGUUCUAUCCAUGGUUCUAUCUAUGGUUCCAUCUAUGGAUCUAUCUAUGGUUCCAUCUAUGGAUCUAUCUAUGGAUCUAUCUAUGGUUCUAUCUAUGGUUCCAUCUAUGGAUCUAUCUAUGGAUCUAUCUAUGGUUCCAUCUAUGGAUCUAUCUAUGGAUCUAUCUAUGGUUCUAUCUAUGGUUCCAUCUAUGGAUCUAUCUAUGGAUCUAUCUAUGGUUCUAUCUAUGGAUCUAUCUAUGGUUCCAUCUAUGGAUCUAUCUAUGGUUCCAUCUAUGGAUCUAUCUAUGGUUCUAUCUAUGGUUCCAUCUAUGGAUCUAUCUAUGGAUCUAUCUAUGGUUCCAUCUAUGGAUCUAUCUAUGGUUCUAUCUAUGGAUCUAUCUAUGGAUCUAUCUAUGGUUCUAUCUAUGGUUCCAUCUAUGGAUCUAUCUAUGGUUCCAUCUAUGGUUCCAUCUGUGGAUCUAUCUAUGGUUCCAUCUGUGGAUCUAUCUAUGGAUCUAUCUAUGGUUCCAUUUAUGGAUCUAUCUAUGGAUCUAUCUAUGGAUCUAUCUAUGGUUCCAUCUAUGGAUCUAUCUAUGGAUCUAUCUAUGGUUCCAUCUAUGGAUCUAUCUAUGGUUCUAUCUAUGGAUCUAUCUAUGGUUCCAUCUAUGGAUCUAUCUAUGGUUCUAUCUAUGGUUCUAUCUAUGGAUCUAUCUAUGGUUCUAUCUAUGGAUCUAUCUAUGGUUCUAUCUAUGGUUCUAUCUACGGUUCUAUCUAUGGUUCUAUUUAUGGUGCUACGUACGUGCAGGAGGCCAAAUUUGUUUUCCCAGGAUGGUGAAGUCCUGACCCGCCCUGCUCUGCCUCUGAUUGGCUAGUACUCGUUGCCUCGGUCGGUUCAGGCACGAUGAAUGAGAUUGGUUAGGGGGGGGGUCACAUCUUCGCCAUCCUAGAAAAAGAAAUGUGUGGUGCAGGAGUGACGGAGGCACUUCUGAUGUAAUGCUAGUCCGUACCGGUAACAUUGAUCGGUGGUUGUGAAGCCGAGUGGAGUCCAGAGAGAGAGCUGGCUGAGGUCGUGGGGUCAGACUGGAGCCGGCAUACCAAAGCUCCUGUUGUGAAUCGCCGUCAUCUUGUCUCCUACUUGUCCUCGCAGACGCCCUCAUGAUGUUUACUCAUUUGUACUUCGUUAAGUUAUGCAGCUCUUCCGUGGUUCGUCUUUCAGCAUGUUGUUUUCUAAAAGAGAUGUAAAGGUACUUUGUUUCAUGGAUCAGUUAACCUCUCAUUAACAUUUCCACCCGUUUCAUACAUGACUCUAUUUUAUGAUGCAUAAUAACACUGCUGUACUUUCCAUAUCUCCACCAGGAGCCAACCUGGCAUCUAUCAAACAGCCAAUCUCUGAGAAGGAUUCUCCAUGUUUAGAAUAGUAUUGCUCACAUAUGCAUUUGUUUACAUUUUCAUAAUCAUACUAUUUUGUCCUGCAGCUAUUAGUGAUCCAUUUUAAAGUAACUUAUCUUUUCUAGAAUUUUGUAUCCAUGUAUCAAAAUGUAGAGUAUUUUUGUAAACUAAAAGGUUUUCUCAUAGCACAGAAUAUCAUGCUGGUGUGUUCCUGAAAUGAAGCGCAGGUUUAUUGUGAAGUGUGUGACUGAAAGUAGAAGUGUAAUGAAGUGGACAUGGAGCUUAAGUUUGGACUUACCCAACCUGGAUACCAGAAGACGUGGGCUAAGUUGUCCUUGUGCGUGUGUGUUUUUAUUUUUUAUGUCAUGCAUCUCAAAUGGCACUUUGACUCAUCCAUUAACUGUAGAUCAGGUUGGAGCGCAGUAGUGAUGUUUCCAAGCAUUCCGUUCCUCUUGGGGAGUUUAAGAGCACAUGAUGUUGUGGAACAGCCUCUCGAAGCCAUACCGACACAGAACGCCAACCUGUGACUUCACCUUCAUGAAUGUAAAUGUUACCUCAUGGUGUGGACAUAGAGCUCGCUCUACAUCGAACAUCGGACCAAUUACACUUUUAGAGAACCUAGAUUUAGAGGCAGAGAGGGCGGGGGGGCACCAACUGUCAUUUGUAUCACUGAACAUCUGUCAGAUUGUUUUCUUUUGGAUUGUGGUGUAAUUUCAUGUUUUUCACGUCCACUUGUUUCAUUCUUUAUAAGCCCUCCAGGAUGCUCAGUCUGACUCUUCACAAAGCCACCAUCCACCUGAACAAACACAUGUGAAACGUUCAUCUAACGCUGGUGAAACAUUCACUUAACGCUGGUAAAACGUUCACUUAACGCUGGUGAAACGUUCAUUUAACGCUGGUGAAACGUUCAUCUAACGCUGGUGAAACCUUCACUUAACGCUGGUGAAACCUUCAUCUAACGCUGGUGAAACCUUCAUCUAACGCUGGUGAAACCUUCACUUAACGCUGGUGAAACCUUCAUCUAACGCUGGUGAAACCUUCAUCUAACGCUGGUGAAACCUUCACUUAACGCUGGUGAAACCUUCAUCUAACGCUGGUGAAACCUUCAUCUAACGCUGGUGAAACCUUCAUCUAACGCUGGUGAAACGUUCACUUAACGCUGGUGAAACCUUCAUCUAACGCUGGUGAAACGUUCAUCUAACACUGGUGAAACGUUCAUCUAACGCUGGUGAAACCUUCACUUAACGCUGGUGAAACCUUCAUCUAACGCUGGUGAAACGUUCAUCUAACGCUGGUGAAACGUUCACUACGUUCACUUAACGCUGGUGAAACGUUCACUUAACGCUGGUGAAACGUUCACUACGUUCACUUAACGCUGGUGAAACGUUCAUCUAACGCUAGUGAAACGUUCACUAUGUUCACUUAACGCUGGUGAAACAUUCAUCUAACACUGGUGAAACGUUCGUUUAACGCUGGCGAAACGUUCAUCUAACGCUGGUGAAAUGUUCGUUUAACGCUGGUGAAAUGUUCGUUUAACGCUGGUGAAACGUUCAUCUGACGCUGGUGAAGACAGCACACACAUCUUUACACCAUAUCAGUUUUGUCCUUCAGUCAUGUAAAUGAAUAUGUGUGUAUAUUAAAUGUGAAAUAUACUGCAGGGGGAUCUUGAUGCUUUUCAACAGAACUUUGUGUGCCUUGAUAACGUUCCUGUUCCUCUGCUGUGUUUACUGGCGUCCCCUUUCUGUGGCUCCGUGUCCUUUUGAUUCUCCGGGACUGUUCAACAUCAGGACUCUUUUCACUCAUUGACUCUUUAUUUGGAAACACAAGCAGAACCAUGGCCGUACACACACAGUAUAUGUAGACAUGUUGUCUUUGCAGGAUAUCAGAGGGAGUUCUCUCAUCAGGAUAUCGUGCAGCUUCUCCAGUCAAUGUCAACCUGUUUGUUAUUUUCUGUUGAAAGUGUGUUUUCACGCCUCAUGAGAUUUGUCCAUGUGAGGUAAAGGACGAGACGGUGGGAUAGUUGUCUGGAGAGCUUUCUUGUGUUGAUGUGCUUGUCAACAUUACUCUUGUUGCUGUGAAACGCUGGUCUAAAGUCUAAAGGAGCUACCAUGACAAAUUAACUGUUAAUUGCCAAUAGUGUGAGCCGUGUCUUGUGUGUAAUCAGUUUGCUCACUUUUCCUAGUUCGCUUUCUAUUUCACAUCCUCCAACGGUUCUGUUGUAUCCGUUCUGUGUAGCUUGAGCUUUAGUAUCUAGCCUUAAGACCCUGCAGUGGGGAUAAAGGUCAACCCCAGUGUGUUAUCAUACAUCUGAACUAUUAUUAACAUGUACUUUGCCUUGGUCUGGACAUUUGUAUACUCUUCUGUUUAUAUCUGUAAUCCUGCUGCUACAUUAAAUGAAUUAAUAAAAAUAGAAA
This is a messenger RNA of Sebastes umbrosus (honeycomb rockfish), 10324 nucleotides long. It is a transcript of the gene nfat5a, whose product is annotated as nuclear factor of activated T cells 5a. The transcript is spliced from 12 exons. The record is from RefSeq and is a predicted model, not a curated record. Gene Ontology annotation, biological process: calcineurin-NFAT signaling cascade; regulation of transcription by RNA polymerase II; cytokine production. Gene Ontology annotation, molecular function: transcription factor binding; DNA-binding transcription factor activity, RNA polymerase II-specific; RNA polymerase II cis-regulatory region sequence-specific DNA binding. NCBI's taxonomy places the organism in Eukaryota, Metazoa, Chordata, Actinopteri, Perciformes, Sebastidae. Bases 270 to 4856 code for a protein of 1528 amino acids. Gene Ontology annotation, cellular component: transcription regulator complex.